UUUUUCUCUCUCUCUCUUUUUUUUUUUUAUUUUUUCUCUUUUUGGUAGAAUAUGGAGGAAAAAAACGAGAUACCAAAGGAAUCGGUUCUAAUUGAUUCAAAUAUAUCAAAUACCCAGCUCCCAACCGAAAACAAUGGAAAAAGCAAUUCAACCGAAGAAUCUACUUCAUCGACGGAUAAAUCGAGCAAAGAACAAGCUACUGUUGAAGAGUGUGUUACAGCUGAUGAGCAGAAAAAAAACAAUAAAGGAAAGACGAUGGCCCGUGUAUUAACCUUUGUUGGACUCCAAGUUUCCCUCUUCUUAGCUGCCCUAGAUGGCACUAUUGUAUCGACUUCUUUACCUCGUAUUGGUUCUGAUUUCAACCAAAUGUCGAUCGUAUCUUGGGUUGCUACUGCAUAUAUCCUUACAUUUGAUGCAUUUCAACCUUUAUUUUCAAAAUUCUCUGAUAUUUUUGGACGCAAAUGGAUUUUAAUGUUUGGUAUAAUUAUCUUCCUUCUAGGCUCAGUUCUAUGUGGUGCUGCUAAGAAUAUGAUUAUGCUUAUUGUGUGUAGAGCUGUAGCAGGUAUAGGUGCUGCAGCUAUCUUUUCAAUGGUGUUUAUUAUUUUCUCCGAUUUAGUACCACUUGAUCAAAGAGGCAAAUACCAAGGAGUUGUAAAUGCUGUGUUUGCUUUGUCAAGUGUAUUUGGGCCUUUAAUUGGGGGCUCCUUUACUGACUAUGUAACAUGGAGGUGGAAUUUUUAUAUCAAUCUUCCUAUUGGCGCUGUUGCUAUGGGUCUCUUAUUUGUAUUUUUGAAAUUGCCCACACCAGAAGAUAAACUCUCAGACAAGUUAAAACGUGUUGAUUAUGCAGGUACGAUAAUUGUCUUGAUGUUUUCUACAUUGUUCUUACUUGCACUCAAUUUUGGUGGCCAGACUUUUCCCUGGAAAUCAGCUGCUGUCAUUGUUCCUCUUGUUCUUUCUAUCCUAUUGGUUGGACUUUUGGCCGUUGUUGAAAGGAAGUUCGUAAAGGAGCCCUUAAUGCCACCUCGUCUAUUCAAGAAUCGAUCUGUUGUGAGUGUCUUGGUAACCAACUGGUUUUUUGGCAUGACCUUCUUUUCUGCUAUUUAUUAUUUACCCGUCUAUUUUCAAGUUGUAAGACACGAUUCAGCCAUGUGGUCAGGUAUUCGACUUAUUCCCAUGCAGAUGGUUAUAUGUGUACUUUCUACUUUUGUUGGAUUUUUCAUUUCUAAAACAGGAAUCUAUAAACCAUUAAUAUCCAUUGGCAUGGCGUUACUUACGAUAUGGAUUGGUCUAAUUAGCUUAUUUGAUCAUGACACCCCUUGGUCUCGUGUUUAUGGUAUCACAAUAAUCGGCUCUGGAGGCCUUGGCUGUCUUUUCUCAUCUACUAUCAUUGCUCUUCAAGCAUCAGUAGAAAAAAAAGACAUUGCAGUCGUUACUGGUUUAGGCAACUUCUCUCGAAUUCUCGGCGGUGCUCUUGGUAUUGCUAUAUCUUCAACUGUACUCAAUACUCAACUAACAGAUGAGUUACCUAAAGUGAUACCUUAUGACCAAGCAAUUAUCGUCAUUCAAUCAUCCGAAUAUGUCAACAAUGGGCUUCCAAAGGAAUAUUUAGAUGUUACUCUAGAAGUUUAUGUUAAGGCUCUUCAAUUGAUUUGGUAUGUCUUCAUUCCAAUGGCUGGCUUAGGUUUUAUUGCCUCUUUCUUCAUCAAACAUUAUUCAAUUCAAAGACAUAAAAUGGAAGCAGCUACAGAAAAACAAGAAAUAGCUUCGUCUGACGAAAGGCCAGUUACUGUUAGAAUAUCUCAUGAAGAAUAAGAUGAGCUAAACUGUAGAAAUGAGAGAAAAUGCUUAAAGACAUUAAGAAAUGCCCCCCCUUUUUUCCCUCAUACUAAUACACUUAUUUGUUUUUGUUGCUAUACUGUUAUAUUAUACAAUAAGCUAUAAUUAAUCUAUAAAUA
Messenger RNA from Cokeromyces recurvatus, 1958 nucleotides. Its product is annotated as major facilitator superfamily domain-containing protein. Lineage: Eukaryota; Fungi; Mucoromycota; Mucoromycetes; Mucorales; Mucoraceae. Bases 52 to 1815 code for a protein of 587 amino acids. The record is from RefSeq and is a predicted model, not a curated record. The transcript has 11 exons. Gene Ontology annotation, molecular function: transmembrane transporter activity. Gene Ontology annotation, biological process: transmembrane transport.